GCCCUCACGGCCAUCCUCUGCACUUCUGUCUCAUCCUGCUAGCAUAUAACAUAAAUAUAACUCGCUCAUCGACUCUCGCGCGCCGCCUCGCCUCCACCAUGGCCCUCGCCAGUCAGUAGCCAGCAGCUACGCACACACGGAAGUCAUACCAGCUUCACUGUCUUUUCCCCUUUUCUCGAGUUGAAUAACCAAUGCAUGGGGAUAUUCGAGAUGGGCCUCGGUCACCUGUCGCCUACAGGGGGCAUAAUAAUCGGCGUACUGGUCGGAGUGAUAUCAACGAGUUUGCAGGCUGUCGGACUUACGCUGCAACGGAAAUCGCAUAUACUUGAAGAUGAGAAGUUUCCCUACGACACGCGCCGACCGGCCUUUAAACGGAGAAGAUGGCAGAUCGGAAUGUUCAUGUUCGUCAGUGCCAAUAUCGUUGGGAGCACUAUACAGAUUACGACGCUGCCUCUACCAGUCCUGUCUACCCUACAAGCUUCCGGCCUUGUUUUUAAUACCAUAUUUGCAACUUUGAUCCUUGGGGAGCCGUUCACGCGGUACUCAGUAAUCGGAACAUGUCUAGUAUGCGCUGGCGCUAUUCUGAUUGCCACAUUUGGAGCUAUUGGUGAACCCGCCCACACUUUGGAUCAACUACUUAAACUCCUUGUUCGGCCUGCGUUCCUCCACUGGAUGGCUGGAACGGGCGUGGUUGUUCUGCUUUUAGUCCUAGGAGCUCGUGCCUUGAAGGUGUCCCCUACACCUGCCCAGGCAAGGGGAUAUAUGUCCAUUUGGUCUCCACACCUCCAUCACAGUCCCAGGAUAAAGCUAGUACGUGGGAUGAUAUACGGAUCACUCAGUGGUAUCCUAUCAGCCCACUGCCUUCUCCUUGCAAAAUCUGCAGUCGAGCUGGUUGUACGAACGAUUUCGGAUCAGGACAACCAGUUUGUCUUUUGGCAGUCUUGGAUCAUCCUGCUUGCGCUCGUCGCUUUGGCCCUGACUCAGAUGUACUAUAUGCACCGUGGCCUGAAGUUGUGCAGUACAAGUGUCUUAUAUCCUUAUGUGUUUUGCGUUUACAACAUAAUCGCCAUUCUAGAUGGCUUAAUAUAUUUUCACCAGGCCUCCCAACUUUCCGGGCUUCAUGCUGGAUUGAUAGCCCUUGGAACGGUUAUUCUACUGUCCGGGGUACUUUGCCUUUCCUGGAGAUUGGAAGAAUCCCCUACGCAUCCCGGACAGGCUGCCGUGCCUCCUCCAACAAGCGCUAUAGGCCCUGGUCUUGGUUUAAUGGAGGAACCAGAUACCUCCGCUGCAACAUACGCUGAUUUCACACAUCCCGGUGACGAAGAAUCAUAUCUGGGCGAACGUCAACCUCUACUACAUCAUACACCCCGUCUCCGACAACCUUCCAGUCCCUUCAACCACCCAUAUCGAGCCUCCACCUUUUCACACAGACGUUCCACCAACCCAGGCCUAGAAACUGCAGAGAUUUUGGCAGAGCUCCGAGACGACCAGAACGAUGGUGACCUCGGUGGCCGUCGAGAGCUACUUGCUCGCUCGGCUCUCCUCCCUCAAGACUCUCCAUCGUGGCCCCGUCGAGCGUCAAAACGACAACGGCGUAAGAGCACAACCUCCGUUUCGACCGGCCAUAGACGUUUAUUUUCUCUCUGGGGAACGUCCAGUGAGACAACGGUGCCUACAGGCAAUGACCGGGAUGGCAGAAAAUUGACAGAUCCCAAAAGAGCAAAUUUUGCAGAGGGAUCUUAG
Molecule: messenger RNA, 1743 nt
Organism: Trichophyton rubrum CBS 118892
Lineage: Eukaryota; Fungi; Ascomycota; Eurotiomycetes; Onygenales; Arthrodermataceae
Exons: 4
Coding region: 196-1743 (515 amino acids)
Biological process (GO): magnesium ion transport
Cellular component (GO): membrane
Molecular function (GO): magnesium ion transmembrane transporter activity
Source: RefSeq, a predicted model, not a curated record